AUGCACAUCCAAAGUCUCGUUGGUGUUUGCCUGGUCGCCCUUGCCAGCACUGCGACUGCUUUGCCCCGGCUCGCCGGCCCUUACAAUGGCCACCGCCUCGCAGUCAACAUCCCUACCAAUGCCACAAGCGCACACAAUGCGACCACAACGGGGACUCGCGCACACAAUGCCACCACAACGGGAACUCGUAGCAAGUUGCCAUUGACUACGGGAUUGCCGACCCCGAAAAAUAAUACCGCCAACCGUAUUUCGCAUGGGUUGAACUCAAUUGAUAAGCCCACUAAGGGGAGCAACCAUUGCAAUGAGCUGUGUUCUUUGGAAGCUCAGACUUGCACUAUUGCUACGCCAGAAGAUGAUAAGUACUGCUGGCAAAUCUACACACGUUGCAUGGGCAAGUGUCGGCCGGACAACUUCCAGUAG
This is a messenger RNA of Penicillium longicatenatum, 420 nucleotides long. RefSeq lists its product as uncharacterized. Lineage: Eukaryota; Fungi; Ascomycota; Eurotiomycetes; Eurotiales; Aspergillaceae. The transcript has 2 exons. The coding region runs from base 1 to 420 and encodes 139 amino acids. The record is from RefSeq and is a predicted model, not a curated record.